CAUUCCGAUAAUGAAAGCUCUUCGUUUGGUGAGUCUCUGUGUUGGUUUGAUGGUUGAAUAAAGAAGGCCGCAGCCUGUGAUGGCCUGAAAUGAGAAUAAAUGUAGUUCUGGAGGAGGAUAAAGGGAUCCUCCUCUCCCUCUAAAUUCUCCUCAAACAGACUAGAAAUCAGAUUAAAACAAGCUGAAAGACUCCUCCUUUUGCCUGUUUGGCUUGGUGAUCCCAUUCUGCUCCUUUCUCAGCAGAAAGCUGGAGCCCCCCCAAUCGAAAAGUGGUCACAGUCUUUAUUAAAGGGAUUACAGCUCUGCCUCGCUCCCAUUGGGCUGACCCGCCGUGCCAGUGACGGCUGGAUGACAUGCUUCAUCCUUAACAAGCUUCUGACUUCCAGCCUCUGCGCGCUUUUACGCACGUGCGCAUGGGGUAGUCUGACUCACCUGAGAAGUUACCUUUCCUCCCUGAGAUGGCAAAGCCAGUGGACCACAUUAAGAGACCCAUGAACGCCUUCAUGGUUUGGUCCAGGGGCCAAAGGAGGAAAGUGGCCCGCGAAAACCCGAAGAUGCACAACUCAGAGAUCAGUAAGCGGCUGGGCGCGGAGUGGAAGACGCUGUCCGACUCUGACAAGCGCCCGUUCAUCGACGAGGCCAAAAGGCUGCGGGCGCAGCACCUGCAGGAGCACCCGGACUACAAGUACCGACCCCGCCGCAAGCCCCGCGCCCUCCUCCGGCGGGGGGAGGCCUCUGGAGGGGGCCCUCUUCUCCUCGGAGACAAAGCCAGAGCCUUCAUCGCCGCCGGACCUUCAUCCUCCUUCUCAUACCUGGAACCCCUACCGCACUUCAGCACCGGAGCUGGCCCGCGCCCGCCGGACGUGCCGCACGCCCUGGCCUACAGCGCGCUCGGAUACCAGACUGGGGGGUUCGGGGGUCUGGGGUGCGCCGGGCAGCAGCCCCCUCCGGCCCCCGUGAGCUGCGGCUGCUGGCCCCCAGCCGGGCUGCAGCCUCAGGUGGCCUACAUCCUGUUUCCUGGAGGGGUGGGGCGGACAGACGCGUUCUGCGCCGCGCGCGCGGGGCUGUGACAGGACGAGCGCGAGCCCAACUCAACCCGGGAGGGAGGACGUUUACUCUGAAAGCAGAACUGCAUCGUUCCACGUUUCUGUAAAUGUUUAAAUAGAGUCUAAUAAUAAUAAUAUUCUUGUCUUUGUACAUAUUAAGUGUCCUUUUCUGAGUUAGUUAUUGGACUGAAUCUCUUUAUUUUAAGUAAAAAUUCUAUCAGUUUGAUGAAUCUCCUGUUUCUGUUCUGAGUCACAGAAUUGUGGUAAAAAUAACUAGAAAAAUUACAUUUUUCGCUUAAUUGCGUAAUUGCUAAAGGUGGUUGCUUUAAUUGCUUAAUUGCAUGACUUUAACCAUUUAACACCGGAGCUCCAGCGUUUAUGUUCUUUCAUUUUCUCUAACUUUUCAACCAUUAACACAAUCAAUGAGCCGCUUUUC
Oryzias melastigma (Indian medaka) is the source of this 1482-nucleotide messenger RNA. RefSeq names its product transcription factor Sox-14-like. Gene Ontology annotation, biological process: regulation of DNA-templated transcription; anatomical structure morphogenesis; cell differentiation. The record is from RefSeq and is a predicted model, not a curated record. NCBI's taxonomy places the organism in Eukaryota, Metazoa, Chordata, Actinopteri, Beloniformes, Adrianichthyidae. Gene Ontology annotation, molecular function: DNA-binding transcription factor activity, RNA polymerase II-specific; RNA polymerase II cis-regulatory region sequence-specific DNA binding. The coding region runs from base 459 to 1070 and encodes 203 amino acids. The transcript has a single exon.